AUGUCUUCUCCUCCAUCAGCUCGACCAUUCAACACGCAAUGGGAGACUCUGAAGUGGCUCCUCCACGUAACACAACGCAUAGUCAUUCAAAACCAAGGCAUGGAGCUGAACGCGGUUCUCACCUACCAAAAUCCCUGGUCACUCCACCAAUUCCGGAAACUGCGAGAAACGGCGGAUCGUAUCAAGAUGACAUUGCACGACCUCAUGGUCAACUACGGAACCUUCCACGCCAACUUCAGCGAAGGGGAGUUCAAGGACACGCUUGAUAUCGCGCAGAAUCUCGUGACUGAUCUCAGAGAGGUGGACGCCGCCGUAAGCAGUUACAGCCAGGAAGGCAGAAGCGACACCGAGAAGGAAGAGUUGAAGAAGCAGAUUCGUGCGCUCCUGGGAAAGAUCGACAAAGCACUCGGAAGUGUAAAAUUGGAGCCAGGCGAUCCCAAGAAGCCGAUCCGGGAGGAAUGUCUUCUCAAUAUGAAGGAACGUGCCAGAAUGAGACGUCCGGAACCGAAAGAGGAACUGGAGGAAGACGAAUGGGAAGUAGGUGAACUGGAUGAAGAAGAGUUGGAGGCUAGAGAAUUGGACAUCGAGAGAUUGGAGAAUGAGGCGCUGUCAAAAUUAGGAUAG
Molecule: messenger RNA, 624 nt
Organism: Coniosporium apollinis CBS 100218
Lineage: Eukaryota; Fungi; Ascomycota; Dothideomycetes
Exons: 1
Coding region: 1-624 (207 amino acids)
Source: RefSeq, a predicted model, not a curated record